GAUGUAUUUGUCUGGUAAUUAUAUACAUGUUUUCAUUUAUUUAAAAACAUAGCAAUACAUGUAUUCAUCUGAUAAAAAAAUGCUAUGCAUUGCAAACAUACAUAAAAUAAAUCUCUCAUGUCAUGUUCUAGUCCGAUAGGCAGUUAGUUAGUUAGUUAGUGGGUGUGUGUGGUUGCCAUGAGACUGAGGCGCAUGGAUGUGUUCAUGUCAAACAAUUUCUGCUGUACGAGACAGUUUCUAGAGAAAACAAGGGGUGGAAAUACGUCGACAAGACCAUGGAAAAUGAUGGAUCUGGAGAAAACACUGAUGAACUGCUCUCUGCAGAUGUGGACGAUGAGGUUGAUGUUUAUGGGCUCAUACCUGUGGCAUUGUCCCAUGACCACUGCGAUGUACUACUGGACGCCAUGGAUGCACAGCUGAGUCAUCUACAGAUCCACAGCCAAAGCCAAAUGCAUGGAGGGAAGUCCAAAAGAUAUGAAUUUCCGUUCUCAGGCUACCUUGAUCGGAGUCAGUCUGUUAGUAAAGACACAGGCUUGGGAAGCAGUGCUCCAACCAAUGAUAAAACAUCAUCCAACCCUGACUGGACUCCAUCAGAACAUCAGACAAUGGAGAUUAUGAAGGUUGGAGCCUCAGUUCCAGAUGUGUGGUGUCCUGAGGGCGAUGACAGCUUGAGCUCAGUGUCCAGGGUAGAGCAGUGUCGUUGGAGGCUGGAGAGGCUUCUUGGGAGAAGUGCUGAGGCUGCAGGGAUAGGAAACGAGGAGGAUGAAUUCACUAUGGACAGCGUCUGCACUGAGGACUUCUCAACACGCUUCAGAGAGGAAAUGCUGGUUCUGCCGGCCUCAGCUCCCAUUACCAGCAGUGACACUGCAGAUCUCACUGAGGAACGAUCGAAAAGUCAACCACAGCAUCCAGCCAGAACACCAAUAAGACACAUGGCAGGAAUGCCAUUGCAGAGUUUUGAUUCAGUCACCAUAGACACUGAUCUGGACACAGUGUGCUCAGAACAGGUUCGACAGCACCUGAAGUCUACACUCAGCAACAGGACAGUCACACACUUUGCAAAAUAUGCUAACUCUGACCAGGAAUAUAAUCCAAAAUAUGCCUUACAUCUGAGUAAAGAAAAUGGAUUCUGUACAGGACAAACCAUCCAAAACAACAUUCAGUCCUUCAGCUCUGAUGAUGAGAGAACUGUAGAGGAGACAAGCAGUGAAGGUGCUGUGUCUAAGCUGUACUACAGAAGCAGGAGACAUUCAUCUGGCAAGAAAGGGAAGAGGAGGAGUUUGUGCCGGAGCAGAAGGAAUGACUCCCACAUUAGCACAGAAAGAGCUCGGGACAAGAGCAGAAUAGAUGGAAAUCAACUUAAAGAGUUGAGGAUGUCACUUACUGAGCUUCUACAACAAAAAACAGCUACACUUCAUACUCUGGAGAAUCUGAGAGAGGAAAUGGAUGAAGCUAAGAGAGAGAAACUCUCACUACAGAUCAGUGUGAGGGACAGCAGAGCACAGGCCCAAAACAUCACGUAUGAGCUACACAGACUGCAGGCCCAGAGGGACUCAUGUUUGGAGGAGGUCAGGGUUCUACAGGAGCAACAAGUCAAUCUAGUUAAGAAACAAAAAAGUCACAUCAGCUCAUGUGUAAGCCGCAGCGUGUCUGUUCUGGAAAGGGAGGAGAUGGACAGACUACUGGAUAAUGCUAAAUCUGACCUGUUCUCAGAACAGAGGCGUUUUAGACACACACUAGACUCUAUGCAGGAGAGGCUGGAUGAGGUGAACCAGGAGCUGGAGCAGAGGGAAGAGGACUACAGGACUCUCCACCAAAAAUGCAGUGACCUGGAGAAGCAGCUGGCUGAUAUGAUCAGAGAAAAAGAACAAAUAAAAGAGUCCACACAGGAAGAUCUAGAGCAGCAAGUGAAGCGUUUUGCAGCGCUGGAGCGAAUUGUUGCCCAGAAGGAGCUGCUUUUGCAGGGAGCCGAAGAAGCGAAGAAAGCCCUUCUUCUGGAGCUCUGUUCAUUGAGAGAGGAGCACAGCUUAAAGCUGAGAGAAAUACAGAACAGGACAAAAAAGGAUAUGGAGCAACAGAUUGAGCAGCUGACAUUACAGUUAACCAAAAGCCACAAAGAGGAGCUUCAAAAGGUGCAUCAGCAAGCGGAUGAGUUGAGAUCAGCUGCUCUCAAUGAACAAGCUCAGACCCACAAACAGAGCUUGGACUCCUUACACAACUGUAUCCAGAUGAAAGAUGAGGAGGUAAAGAGGCUAAAAGAGGCUCUAGAGCAGCAUGAAGAGAAGAUGACUAGGCAAGCAGAGGAACUCAGAAGAAAAACUCAGGAAAAGAUUCAAAAGGCUGUGAAGCGAGAGGAAAGGAAGUGGGAGGAACAGCGAGAGAAGGCUCUGAGAGAGCAGCGUGGGACUCUGGAGCAGCAAAUAGAGGAGGCAGCGGAGAGAUGGAGAGCAGAAGUGGAGAAAGAGAGAAGGAACGCACUGGUCUUACAGAGUAAAGUGAUUGAGCUUCAGAAAGAGGCAGAGAAGGAGGCAGUACGUCUGAAGAAAACUUUGCAGCGCUCUGAAAAGGAGCUUCUGGAGCUGAGGACAGCCAUCACAGAGAAAGACCAAACACACCAGAGAAGAACAGCCAGACAUGAGCAGAAAAGCAGACGCUGGGCACAGGACAUACACGCUGAGUGUGUUUGCCUGCAGGAGUUCCUUGAACACAAUGGCCUGACUAUUGAAAACAAGCUCUCGUCAGGGAGUCCUACAGUAAGUGAAACUCUACAGAACCUGCAAUCCCUCACGAAGGCCCUUCAACAGCUUAUUAAUGAUCUAAAAAUGGAGCUCAACUCACAGAGACGUGCUGCACUGCAACUCACCCGAGAAAAGGUGCAAGAGCUAAAACUGCAGAAAGAGCAGCUGAUGGAGGAAAAAGAACGAGCACUGGCUGCUCUAAAAGAGAAACUCAUACAGGAGCACAUUGAGGAAAUGAGCAGCCUAUCUCGAGCCCAGCUGCGCAUGGACAACGAUGAUACAGACAGACUGUGUGUACAUAUGCGCAGGCAGCUGCAGGCUAAAGAUGAUGAGCUCAGACAGCCGCAGAACAACAUGGGACCGUGGAAAGACAAAACCACUACAAGACUCGCACACAAAUUUGAGCUUAACGCGGAGCAGGACAGGAGAGUUCCAAAGCCCAGAGCAGAUCAGCAGAAGAGAUUGGAGAGACUGGAGAAUGAAAUGAGACAUCUGACUGGGCAAUGCCGAGAUUUCAACGAAUCCCAUUUGGCCUCCUCUGCUCUUCAGGGUGGCACAGACUUCCAAAACUCCAGAGUCACCCAAGACCUGACCUCAUAUAAACUCCUGCAGCACCUCCAGAGUCGCAUCCGCCAGAUUCAAGCAGAGAGGCAGACCCACUGCCCUGUUAAGUGGGACAGGGAGCCCAGGGACUUGGGCGGCUCUUAUUUGGACACGAUUGCUCCAGCCCAGGAAAGCUAUAAGACAGAGGAUCUCUUACCAGCAAAGAGCAUUUCCAGUUAACAUUUCCAAUUAACUUUUCCUAGAAUUUGUCCAUUAAAUAGGUGAUUUUACAGGGAAACCAUGAAAAAGAAAAUAACUUAGUACCACCUCUGUGGAGCUCAUAAGUGAUUAACAUGGUCUGCAUGGACAGAACGGGGCACUUUAUUGUAGGUGAAUGUUUAAUUCAAUCGUGUUAAAGAUCAAAUGAUGAACUUUGAUAUGAAAUUAACAGAAUUCUCAGACUUCGAAUUCUGCUUGAGUUUAUAAUAAAUAAUGAAUAUAUUUUGUAUGUAGCUUAUAGAAUUUACAACUGGCCAUAACAGUUCAAAUAACUUUUACACUUGUGUAUUGUAAACACACUUGUGUUUUUUUUUUUUGUGAUCUGUUUUAAAAGAACUAAUUAUUGUAAUUGAUCAACAUACCUGAAAUCGGUGAUGAUUCAUGAUGUUGUUUGAAUGUUUUUUCUGCAUAAAUAAAAUGUCACAAGCAGAGAAUUAUAAUACCAAACAGAUUUUAUUGAAAAAAAGUUUUCCUUUGUCAUAGUGUAUGGUCAAUAUUUACGAAUUUUACACUUUGACAUCUGCCAAAAUGUAAAAAUCUGAAAAAGGUAAAAUUGAUCAUUUAAACAAUUUAGGCCAAUGUUUAAAUUAAAUGCAAAUUUGAUUUACAACUUAUUUCACUGGUGUUUAAGUAUUACAGCCAGACUAUUAAGUGGUAUUUGUUCUUUACCUAGAUAAACUGAGCCAGGUAAUAUAAUCGACUGAAAUCAAUAGAUUGAUUUAAAAAUGAAUACCCAUUCAUCUCUUCCAAGUAUCAUUUUAUAUCUUUGUCUCCACAUAUCAAGUUCAAAAGCACAUGGUGAUCCUUCCUCACACACAUUCCAUACAUGAAAUUCAUCAAUCAUUACUUUCCAUAAAAGCAUCUUGAAAAAACAAUAUGGACACCAUGAAGAACCAAUUCAAAUGAGUAUUUGACCAGUUGGAUGUAUGCUAAAAAUAAAAUAAUAAAUCUGGCAUAUAGUAUACUAGUAUAAUGCAAUAAUACUAACUGCAUAAAGACAAAACUAAAAUAGUCUUGCAUUGUUAACCAGUAAAGCUAUCGACAGCAAACAAUAACAACUGUACUGCAGAAGGAAAAAAAAAAUGUAUCACUGACCACGUUCACAUAGGAUACUUCUCAUUUCAUCUAGUGCAAAUAUGGUCCAACCUACAAAAAACUCCAUGUUGAAACAAACAAAAAUAGUA
Messenger RNA from Pimephales promelas (fathead minnow), 4744 nucleotides. Lineage: Eukaryota; Metazoa; Chordata; Actinopteri; Cypriniformes; Leuciscidae. The record is from RefSeq and is a predicted model, not a curated record.